Messenger RNA from Caenorhabditis sp. 36 PRJEB53466, 894 nucleotides. Lineage: Eukaryota; Metazoa; Nematoda; Chromadorea; Rhabditida; Rhabditidae. The record is from the annotation of a GenBank genome assembly.
AUGACGUCGGAGGAAGAUAAAGGAGUGCAUGUAGUCAACAAAUGGGACGGUCCGACCGUAAAAAACACGCUUGACGAGGUCAUAAAGAAGGUUUGUCGCGAGAAAAAUUGAUUUUCGAGUUGAAUAAAUGCCUUUUUUGCAGAUUCUAAACGACAAGGUCGGGUGGACAGAAUCGCACAGUCUGAUGAACGUGCGCCUCAUAAUUUCGGCGAUCGGAGUAGCGUUCUCCGCCUUCGCCUGCGCCUACGAUUUCUAUCAGCCGUUCCCGAAAUCGAAAAUUGUGAGUGAAAAACCUUUCACAGGAAGACAUAGCUUAAAAUUCAGCCGAAAAUUGCGCUUUUGCACAAAUUUUGCCCAAAAUCCACAAAUUUCGUUAAAAUCUGGUAAAAUGCGUGGAAACAGUUAGCCCUAGUCGUAAAUUCUUUAAAAUAUUCGUGAAAAGCAGCUGAGACACGUCUAGAACCUUCUAAUGUAUGAAUGCAGUGUGAAAAGACUUGUUCAGCCUAAAAAUACAGAGCAAAUCGCUAAAAUGUUCAUUUUCCAAGCAAAAACGCUAAAAAACACUUCCAGAUCCUGGCCGUCUGCUCGAUUUCCUACUUCAUCUGCAUGGGCGUACUCCAGCUGUUCCAGUGGUACGUCGAGAAGGACUGCAUCUACGAGGCGACCGAGGUGGACGGAAAGCAGACGCGCAAGUGGGCAUGGAGUUCGGAGAUCAAGGCGCACGACGACAAGUACACGCUUGCGGCCGAGUUCAAGAAGGAGGGCCGCUCCGGACAGGGCAAGAUCACCAAGUCGAUCGGCGCCUACAUCGACCACGACGGCGAGGUGAUCGUGCCGCUUCUGAAGAAGGAGGUCGACGAUUUGUACGCCCGUCUCAUCCGCAGCGAACAAUAA